CCUCUCCUCUGGAUAUCAAUUGAUAACGCGAUGCUGAGGACAUUGUCCCUCAGCCAGAGACUGGGCUCAACCACGGAAAACGGACCUUGCAGUCCUUCAGCUUGAUGUAAUUCUCCAGUUUUCCCUGGUGGUGGUGGCACUGCGUCAGAGCCCGUGAAACCAGUUCAGACAUCCUCCUGGAGCUGGGGUUGAAUGCAGCUUUGUGCAGCUUUUGCCUGUGAUUGUUGUAUCUCUUUUUGAAUUUCCUAUCAAAUUUAUUAUUAAUUCCUAUUUUGGAGAGCUCAAUGGACCCAGCACUAUCAGACCAGCCGGGCCUGGAUUCUCUUAUGGAGAAUGGCGACUGCACAUGCCCUCUGGGUCUCUGGGCCUGAAUCACAAAUCGCAUCAUCCAUCGACUCAUCGAUCGCGUCUCCUGUCUCUGUCGCUGCCGUCUCUGCCUUUCGCAUCUGGCUGGCUCCCGCUGACUCUUGAUCCUGUCUCUGCCAUUGUUGUGGCAAGCUCUCCCACGCUGAUACAAAUCUUUUCCUUCGUCUCCCCUCGCAUCCCACUCCAUCGAGCAUCUGUCAACCUCCGAGGACUCUGGAGCCCACAGCUGGAAGCAGAUAUAUUUUGAAUCAGGCUCUCCGCAAAGGCAACACCCAGCUUGCUUGCUACACAAGAUCGGGCAACUCCUUUCCAUCUGCCCUUGACCCUCUGUCUCUAUCCGCAACGUCUCUCAUUCUGACUCGGCAUCUUUUGUCCAGCAGAAGACUUUUUGUGACUUGUUUCCCCAGCUCUUGCUUCCGCUUUCGGAAACCCGUAUACUUCCCCCCGAUUGAUAACUGUUUCACUCCUUCACUCCUGCUCCUCUCAACUUGUCUUAUCUUUGACAUAUCUCCUCUUGAUCGAUCUUGCAUAUUCUUCUUUCUGUUUUUCUACCCGCCACUGGGGCCUUGACUAUGUCUCGGUGACGUAUCUUCAUUCCUUGAAGCGGGCCCUUUACCCCUUCCAACCCACCUGUCCAACUCUUCCAUCCACUUGUGGUUGAGCCCAGGAGAUUAAGAACAUACGGAAAAUAAAAUAAAAAAUUCAGAAAAAAAGUAACUCAUCGCCAAAGGUGACACAAGGCUUCCAAAUUUGCUGCGUCAGUCCGUAAGGACAGUCAAACACAAUGGCGGGCGGUUAUUUUGAUCUUCCUAUAUCUUCCUCUUCCCGGCGCUCGAGCCUUACUGAUGUAUCUGGAGGAGGCGGUCGAUAUCCCCCAGGGCCGCGUGUAUCUCCCCUGCAGAAAUCCAAUGAGAGCUUGCCUGAGAGGUCGAUGGACCCCAGCGGAGCUCAGGGCAAGCAGCCGCGGAAUGCAGGUAUUCUCAAAAGCGCGAACCGCGUCAAAUUCACAGUCAGCGAGGCGGGGAUGGGUGUCAGCCCGGCCCUAUCAUCAACGCCACAGCCCCGGUGGGAUGGAAGGGGCUCCCCCCUGCCGCAGAAGCCACCGCCAACCGCUAGCAUUCCGGCGUCUGAGAGAGCAGGUCCCGAGCUCCACCCACUUCCCUAUGGGGAGAUCAGCUCAAGCUUUCCUGCAGUUGUCACAGGUCACUCCAGGGAUAGCUCCCCGGGGAUCGCUGGAGCUGAUGAACUCAACAAUGAGAAGGGGAGGGCCAUCCACUCAGCCUACUCGGCCCAGGAGAGAGCACAGAAGCUGGCUUCCCAUUUGGGACGUUCCUCAAAAUCCCCAAACCUGAGCCCGUGGCCUAGUCUGCCGUCAUCUGUUGCAAGUACUCCUACUGAGGCGUCACAGCCCUUGGAGGACAGUGAUGACAUUCCUAUGAUCAGACUCCCUGAAAAACACUUCGACUACCUCUCCGACGAAGACGACGACCACUAUGGUUUAGUUGAUGGACUCCCACACAACCGUACCUCCGAAGCUCACCAUCUUGUUCAACAGAUGACUCGCCGAGAUUUUAACCUUCUGAACCGGAUCCGUGCUCCGUCCCCAGGACUACGCUCCGGUCAGGUCACCCCUAUUGAGGAAAGGGACCCCGACGAUUACGUCCCACGGCCAAGCCAGUACCGCGGAGGCAUUCUCUCUUCUCUUCUCAAACUUUACGAUCAACCGAUUAUUUCGUCAGCUCGCGGCCGGCAUGGCCAUUCCCGCCAGAGUAGCUCUGGUGAUCUGAGUGCCCGUGGACUAUCCCCGGACCCAAGCUGGCGUUACCCCCAAAAGCCACGCAAGUGGUAUGAGAAAUCACCCAGCCAGUCAAGCACCUCGCUGGCUGGAUCGACCGCCAAAAACUCUACUAGCUCGCCCUUUGCGAUGCUUAAGCGCUCUCGCAGCAGCGGGGCUGUCUCAGGCGUGCCCAAGCGCGUGGGCAAGCCCGGGUUGGAGGAUGAGAUUCGCAUCACGGUCCAUAUCGCUGAACUGCUCCAGCGUCAGCGUUAUCUGCUGAUCCUUUGCCGAGCUUUGAUGAAGUACGGCGCUCCCACGCAUCGACUGGAGGAGUACAUGAAGAUGACGGCUCGCAUACUGGAGAUCAGCGCCAGUUUCUUAUACCUGCCUGGCUGCAUGGUCGUUUCCUUUGACGAUCCCUCCACCCACACUACUGAAGUCAAACUCGUACGCGUGAACCAGGGGGUGGACUUGGGCAGGUUAUCCGACGUUCAUACCAUCUACAAAGAGGUUAUUCACGACGUUAUCGGUGUUGAAGAGGCCAUUCAACGGCUGAUGGAACUUGGAAAGAAAAAGGACAGAUACCCUGUCUGGCUCCUCAUUCUCCUCCAUGGAUUUGCCAGCGCGUCCGUUGGACCAUUUGCAUUCGGUGCCCGUCCUAUUGAUAUGCCCAUUGCCUUUCUCCUAGGCUGCCUAUUGGGCAUCUUACAGCUUAUUCUGGCCCCUAGAUCACACCUUUACUCCAAUGUCUUUGAAAUAUCCGCGGCCGUCCUCACCUCCUUCCUCGCUCGCGCCUUUGGCAGCAUUCGAUACCAAGGCGGCCACCUCUUCUGCUUCUCUGCCCUUGCCCAGUCCUCUAUCGCCCUCAUCCUGCCCGGAUACCUCGUCCUCUGCGCCAGCCUGGAGCUUCAAUCGCGCAGUAUGGUUGCUGGUUCCGUCCGCAUGGUCUACGCCAUCAUCUACUCCCUCUUCCUCGGCUUUGGAAUCACAAUCGGCACCGCCGUCUAUGGCCUACUUGACUCCCAAGCCUCCUCAGACUAUACCUGCCCCCCGUCCCCCAUCACAAAUGAAUACCUUCAACGCUUCCCCUUCGUUCUCGUCUUCACCUUCUGCCUCGCGGCCAUCAACCAAUCAAAGUGGAAACAGCUCCCAAUGAUGCUCCUAAUAUCAUUCGCGGGUUACGUGACCAACUACUUUGCUGCAAAACGCUUCGCCUCCUCCAUACAAGUCUCCUCCGCCCUCGGUGCUUUCGUCAUCGGCGCCAUAGCAAACCUCUACUCCCGUCUCCGCCACGGCUUCGCAGCUGCCGCCAUGCUUCCGGCGAUCUUCGUCCUCGUGCCCUCAGGACUCGCGGCGUCGGGCUCUCUGAUCUCCGGCAUCGCCUCCGCAGAACAGAUAACAACCCAGAAGACACCUUUCUCCGUCGUCAGCAACGGAACACAGGGCUUCGUGGAUGCAGCGAUGAACAUGACCGCGACAGCUCAAGAAUCGCAGAAUCCCUUCCGCGGCGUCGUCUUUGAUAUCGGGUACGGGAUGGUCCAGGUUGCGAUAGGGUUCACAGUUGGCUUGUUCUUAGCUGCGUUGGUGGUUUAUCCGCUGGGGAAGAAACGGAGUGGGCUGUUUAGCUUCUGAUUUUUCUCUGGCUUUCAUAUCAACUUGAUAUCGGCUCUUUCCCCUGAUGACACGGUGACGACGUAUUUACGCCUUGUCUUGCUUGUCCCGUUCCUGUUCCUUUGCGGUCUGCGAUGAAGCGAUUUGUGUUCUUCUGGAUCGUCCCCAGUCGUGUUAUUCAGCGAGCCCUCCACUUCACUUCUGUUCCAUCUCAUCCAUUCCAUUCCUCCCAUGUCAGCCUCGUUGGUUCGCAAGCAUCAUUCGGAGCCUUCAAGUCCUCACUUUCACCAUCAUACCCACAUCCGCUGGAUCUGGCCCCUACCUCACUCUUCUCUCGGUCUCGGUUCUUGUCUAGUGUACUUUUCUCUGCAUAUCGCAUCCAACCAUGUGCCCUUUCUAUUUCCUUUCGUCUCGUCGUUUCAAUCCAAUCGGCCAAGAGCCAUGAUGUUUUAUUCUUCCGGUUUGUCUUCUAAAUCUACAUCCCAAGUGAGUUGCUCUGUCCUCGUGACAGCGAAUUCCUAGCAUAUGAGAACUACCUCAAUACGUUCUACUUUCUACUCUACUCUGCAAUAAGCUCGUUUCUCGCUCUUCUCGUUCCAUCUUGUAUCUUGUACAUCGCAUAUGUAUAUGCACCCGCCCUUGAACCUGCACAUAAUAUCGACCUUUUACAUUUCCCAAUGCGGCACACAGAGCAAGCAUACUAAAAAGCGAGUACUUAAAUCUAAGUCUGAAUUAAGUUCAAGAUGGUCGUUUGGCCCGUUCUAUGCAACUUGAAUCAUAAGCACGACUACCCUAAAUAUGAAAUUGUAGCAAAACGCUGGUCAUUGCCUGGUUUGGCUGGCUUGAGAGUAAAUAACCAUGUAAUGCAAAAGACACC
Aspergillus calidoustus is the source of this 4631-nucleotide messenger RNA. The record is from the annotation of a GenBank genome assembly. Lineage: Eukaryota; Fungi; Ascomycota; Eurotiomycetes; Eurotiales; Aspergillaceae.